AUGGCUGCAAAGAUGCCGCGCAACUUCCGUUUGCUGGAGGAGCUUGAGAAGGGCGAGAAAGGGCUGGGUGCAGGUAAAGGCUCAGAUACACCUUGCACGCCCUACGAUCAGGACACUGACACUACAGCAGAGGCAUGUUCAUAUGGACUUGCUGAUGGCGACGAUAUGAUGAUGUCAAAUUGGAACGGCACCAUCCUGGGACCACCACAUAGUGCACACGAAAACCGAAUUUACAGCGUCAAUCUUCAUUGCGGUGACAGCUAUCCUGAUUCACCACCAACCAUCCAAUUCGUGUCGAAAGUGAAUCUGCCCUGCGUUGACCAGAGGAACGGCAAGGUACAGAGCUAUGCAGAAUCGAGCCUACAUACAGCUGACUUGGUCAAGGUCGAUCCAUCAAAAGUGCCGUGCCUGGCGCACUGGAAGAGAGAUUACAAUAUGGAGACAAUUCUCAUCGAACUGCGAAGGUAUAUGGCUUUACCACAACACAAGAAGCUGCAACAGCCUAAGGAAGGAGAGACCUUUUAG
This is a messenger RNA of Endocarpon pusillum Z07020, 525 nucleotides long. RefSeq lists its product as uncharacterized. Gene Ontology annotation, biological process: DNA damage tolerance; protein K63-linked ubiquitination. Gene Ontology annotation, cellular component: nucleus. The record is from RefSeq and is a predicted model, not a curated record. The coding region runs from base 1 to 525 and encodes 174 amino acids. Lineage: Eukaryota; Fungi; Ascomycota; Eurotiomycetes; Verrucariales; Verrucariaceae. The transcript is spliced from 3 exons.